This is a messenger RNA of Pteronotus mesoamericanus, 4869 nucleotides long. It is a transcript of the gene TMEM8B, whose product is annotated as transmembrane protein 8B. The coding region runs from base 1 to 2808 and encodes 935 amino acids. The record is from RefSeq and is a predicted model, not a curated record. NCBI's taxonomy places the organism in Eukaryota, Metazoa, Chordata, Mammalia, Chiroptera, Mormoopidae. The transcript is spliced from 13 exons. Gene Ontology annotation, cellular component: membrane.
AUGGCCCAGCCCUUGUCCCGGCCCCUCGUCCUAUUAUCCCGAUCCGGGCCUUGGCCCCCGGCCCUUCCCUCACCCUGCUUUCCAAAUCGGUCCCAGUCCCGGCCUGAGUACCAGCGAAUGCCCACAUCCAGGUCCCAGCCCAGGCCCCCCGUCCAUCCCCGAACCCAGACCCUGUCCUGGCCUCCACCCCCGCCUCUGCCCUGGUUACACCCCCUGUCACAAAUCCCAGCUCAGCUCCAGUCCCGAGACCAACCCCAGUGUUUGCUUAACCCCCCGACCCAAACCCUGCCUUUGCACCAGCCCCCAUCACAGCCUCUCCUUGCAUCCCAUCCCCUGUCCUCGUUGAAACCCCUGUGCCCAGCCCAGCCCCACCCGUUAUCUCAGCCUUUGCCCUCAUCUCCGUGUUUACCCAAGUCUCUCCCACUACCCACCCCUCUCUCUCACACCCUGCCCCUCUCCCAGCCUCGACUCAGGUCUGGGCUUCGGCUGCCGCCAGCCCUGUUGCUGCUGCUGCUGUUUUCUGUCCUUGGCCCAGGGGCUGGAGGCCUCUUCCUGACCGAUUACUCCACCUGCUCGCCCCGCAAGCUGAGUCCUUUCCGCUCCUUUGCCAGCACCGAACUCUUCCACUUCCACGUGCCUGAAGACACAUUCCUGGCUGUGUGGAACCUCAUCAUCUUCAAGGAGCAGGGGGGAUCCUUUGGGGACCACUGCCCCGACCAAAGUGUGACUGUGUAUUUCCGGUCCGGGGCACCCCCUGUCAUCAAUCCCCUGCACACACACUUCCCAGGGGACACGGCUGUGCCUGGGGUUUUCUCACUGACCCUCAGCUGGACACUGCCCAACCGCACCUCAGGCAUCUUUAACGUCAGCAGCCCCUUACCUGGGGACUGGUUCUUGGCUGCCCACCUUCCCCAGGCCCACGGCCACAUCUCCGUCAAGGGUCUCCAGGAUGAGUGUCAGUACCUCCUUCAGCCACAGCUCAUUGUCAGGCGUUUACUGGACGUUGCUGUGCUGGUGCCUGGCCGUCCCUCAGAGCAAACCCUCACCUCCCACAACCGCUCAGCCCUAUACAAGGUCUUUGUGCCCAGCUUCACUUACAGGGUUUCAGCACAGCUGGUGUGUGUGGGGGGCCGCGGGGCAUCCGCCUGCCCCCUGACACUGCGCCUACGUCCCAAGGCCCCUCCCCUGCACAACUCAAGCUCUGUGGCCUGUGGAGGUGCCUCUGUCUGCCAGCUGGAGCUAGCACUGCCCCCUUGGGGGCGCUGGGUCUACGUGCGUGUGGAGACACCAUCGCGGGGCCCUGGCAGGACCAUCCGCUUCCAGCUGUGUGUGCGGCUGCAAGAGUGUCCAAAGCCGAGCCUGUCCCGUGCCCUGGUCCCUGGAGCUGCCAUGAACAUGCCCCAGUCACUGGGCAACCAACCGCUGCCGCUAGAGCCACCAUCGCUUGGGGCCCCUGUGGAGGGGACCGGGGCCCCAUCUCCACCUGAGCACUGCUGGCCAGUGCGUCCAACUCUGCGCAAUGAGCUGGACACCUUCUCCGUCCACUUCUACAUCUUCUUUGGCCCCAGCGUGGCCCUGCCCCCGGAGCGCCCCGCCGUGUUUGGCCUGAGGCUGCUGCCAGUGCUCGACAGCGGAGGCGUCCUUAGCCUGGAGCUUCACCUCAAUGCGAGCUCCCUGCACAAGGAAAAUGUGACCGUGUUUGGAUGCCUGACUCACGAGGUGCCCUUGAGUCUUGGGGAUGCAGCAGUGACCUGUUCCAAAGAGUCCCUGGCUGGCUUCCUCCUCUCAGUCAGUGCCACCUCCAGAGUGGCCAGGUUGCGAAUCCCAUUCCCACAGACCGGGACCUGGUUUCUGACGCUCCGCUCCCUGUGCGGCGCGGGGCCUCGGUUUGUGCGGUGCCGGAACGCCACUGCAGAGGUGCGGCUGCGCACCUUCCUGUCCCCGUGUGUGGACGACUGCGGGCCCUACGGCCAGUGCAAGCUGCUGCGCACGCACAACUACCUGUACGCGGCCUGCGAGUGCAAGGCCGGGUGGCGGGGCUGGGGCUGCACCGACAGUGCGGAUGCGCUCACCUACGGAUUCCAGCUGCUGUCUACUCUCCUGCUCUGCCUGAGCAACCUCAUGUUUUUGCCACCUGUGGUCCUGGCCAUUCGGAGCCGAUAUGUUCUGGAAGCUGCCGUCUACACAUUCACCAUGUUCUUUUCCACGUUCUACCAUGCCUGCGACCAGCCAGGCAUUGUGGUUUUCUGCAUCAUGGACUACGAUGUGCUACAGUUUUGUGAUUUCCUGGGCUCCUUAAUGUCCGUGUGGGUCACUGUCAUCGCCAUGGCUCGUUUACAGCCUAUGGUCAAGCAGGUGCUGUAUUUGCUGGGGGCUAUGCUGCUGUCCAUGGCUCUGCAGCUUGACCGGCAUGGACUCUGGAACCUGCUUGGACCCAGCCUCUUCGCCCUGGGAAUCUUGGCCACUGCCUGGACAGUACGCAGCGUCCGCCGCCGGCACUGCUACCCACCCACAUGGCGCCGCUGGCUCUUCUACCUGUGCCCGGGCAGCCUUAUUGCAGGCAGUGCCAUCCUACUCUAUGCUUUUGUGGAGACCCGAGACAACUACUUCUACAUCCACAGCAUUUGGCAUAUGCUCAUCGCCGGCAGUGUGGGGUUCUUGCUGCCCCCUCGUGCCAAGACUGACCGCAGGGUCCCCUCUGGAGCCCGGGCCCGGGGCUGCGGUUACCAGCUGUGCAUCAACGAGCAGGAGGAGCUGGGCCUUGUGGGCCCAGGAGGGACCCCUGUCAGCAGUAUCUGCACCAGCUGAGAGCAGCUUUGGGCCUGGCCCUUGGGGAGCGUGAACCCUUCCUAGGGGCAGAGAGCCCUUCCUGGGUUUUUCCAGGCAGCGUGGAGCCUUUCCAGGGAUGAGAGACAAGUUGUAUUUUCCUGAGGACGUGGAGUCUUUCUUGACAGGGAACUCCUCCAGGGACCUGGCGUCCUUCCUGAGGGCCUGGAGUCAGCCUGCAUCUGUGGGUUCCUUCAGGACUGUAGCCCGUGCGGGGCAGCAGAGCCCCCUCAGGGCCAGGCAGUCCCUCCUCGGGGCGGGAGCCCCUCCCAGAGAUAUGGAGCCCUCCUGAGGAUAUGGCAUCAUUCCCGGGGGAGUGGAGUGCAUCCUGGAGAAACUGAGUUUCCAAAUCCUCCCAGCAGCUCAGCAACUCUGGCCUCAGGCCCACGUCCCGAGGCAGCGCCUUGGCUGGGCUGUGCUGGGAGGGGAGUGAGAGAGCAAUGGGGCUGGGACGGCGGCUGGAAUCUUGAGUGGAUGCAGGUGGAGUCUGAUGUGUUUCCGAUGAAGUAUUUGCUGGUUCUGUGCUGCCUUUUUUUCCUGCUGCCAAGGGUGUGGGGGAGGGGAGGGAGAGAGGGACCUCGAGGAGGUCAGCAGGGUGAGGGGACCUCAGCUGGAACGAGCUGCUGGAGCCACUAUCUCUGUCUGAGGCUUUGAUCCCAUCAUGUCAGGCAGUAGCAGCUGGGAAUAGGGAGCUGAGAGAGAGAGGCGCUGAGAUGAUUUAAAUCAGUGAGACAGAUCUCCCUUAUGGAACUCACACCCAACAGGGAAGGAAGCUGAGGUCCCAGGAAAUGGGACUAGCAGGUACAGAUGUCAGAUGCGCAAGAAAUAUCACAAGAACGUAGCUUCUAUUUUCAGCCCCAUUUUGCCUGACUGCCAGAAAUAUAAUCCUUCAUCAAUCUGGAAUUUCUUCUGUUUCCACACUAGUCACAGCUAAGUUCCAAGGGUCUUAUGGAAUGCACAGAUUUUGGGAGUGUGUUUUUCCUGGUCUCCACAGCCCAUGUGGCACCCACCCCCCGAGAUUUCCAUCAUCCCACCUGGCCCGCAGCUGGGGGUGCGGGUAGGCCGGACCAGGGAGGCUUCUUGGUCCUGGCUGUAUAACCCCUUUUAGUCCCGAGGCUCGCUGCCACUUCCGUGCCACAUGCAAAGACCUGUGACACCUUGGCUCCCCAGACAUACCUUGGAGCCAUUUUACUCUGGGGUCCUGCUCUGGGUUUUACUGGACCAACAAGGCAUGAGUUGCUCCCGCUUUUAAAUCCUGCAAACCUCUUCAGGAGCUUGGCCUGGGGAGUGGGGAUCAGGGCCCCUCUCAUUGCGGGCCCCUCUGGGCCAAUGUUCCCACUACGUCCCCUCCUCAUUUCUUUUCCUGCUCCCUAGUUUAGCGAAUAUUUUGUUAAUCUGGAGGUGGGGAAGCCUUACUUUUACUUUGUUUUCUCCCAAAUCUUUUGUCUAUGCCUUAAUGCUCCCUUUCGGGCCUCGGCAUUUGAAGGUCAAAAGCCAAGAAGACAUCCUUUUGCCCGCUGGUUUCUGCCAUCACGGUGCCUCCGGGGGGCACUGAGCAGAGAGCGGUACGGCCACGUGAGUGGUGAGAAGGAGUGAGAGGUGUGAGCUAAGUAUCUGUUCCUGUAUCAGAAAUGUCAUUCCAUCGCAUAAAGAUGUAGAGUCAGGUCACCAGGACACAUGAACCCAAAUAGCUGGCAUUCAGGGCAGAGUCAACAGAAUACAGAUGGCACUGAAAGAGGAGACAGGGCUGGGACAGACUGCCCCCCAGCUGGGGGGGGUGGGGUCAGAAGGGGCUUUCUGGAAGGGGAGUAUGUGUUGAGGAUUGAAUGGGUUUUCAUAUGCUGAGAUGUUGGGAGAGUGUCCACUCUGGUCACCAGUGUCUGUGUUGCACCCCUCCCCUGAGAUUUCCGUCAUUCCACCCGGUCUCCAGUCACGAAAGCACUAGGACACAGUGCGGUGCCCAGCCCGGGACGCAAUGUGUCCAGUAUAUUAGCUAACGGUCAAGAAGUGUUUGGGGCUGGUCUGUCUCCGCACCAUGCCCCU